CAUUGAAGCGCAGGAUAACGGGCAUUUGACAGCACAUCAAACUCUGUCAAGUUUACGUGCAUUAUUUUAUUCGUCCAGUGACGUAUUCCAAAACGUAGUUAGAUUAGCCUACUUGAAGAGAUUCUACUUGAAAGGUUUGUUAUUAGAUUAAUAUUAAAAUGCGUCUGUGGGUUCUAUGCGUGUGUGUUAUUCUGGUACCUCUGCUGUGCGAUGCGCGUAUCUCUAAGCGUUAUGUGAUCGGCUGUCCGGAGCGCUGCGAUAAGAGUCUGUGUCCGCCCAUACCUGCCGACUGUCUGGCCGGAGACAUCCUGGACCAGUGCGACUGCUGCCCAGUGUGCGCGUCCGGCGAGGAUGAGCCCUGCGGCGGUACAGGGAAACUGGGAGACCCGGAGUGUGGAGAGGGUUUGGAGUGCGAUGUGUCCGAGGGGGUCGGACAAACGACCACCGUGAGGAGGAGAGGAAAGACCGGCGUAUGCGUGUGUAAGAGCCCUGAUCCCGUUUGCGGGAGUGAUGGGGUGUCCUACAGGAACAUCUGCGAACUCAAGAGAGUCAGUAACCGGGCGCAGAAACUCCAGCAGCCGCCCAUCAUCUUCAUCCAGAGAGGAGCCUGCGGGAAAGGCCACGAGGACAAUCCAGAUAGUCUCCGGCACAAAUAUAACUUCAUCGCUGAUGUGGUGGAGAAGAUCGCUCCGGCCGUGGUUCACAUUGAGCUCUUCCGCAAAAUGGUGUUCUCCAAGCGGGAAGUGGCGGUGGCAAGCGGCUCUGGUUUCGUGGUGUCUGAAGAUGGUCUGAUUGUAACCAAUGCUCACGUGGUAGCCAACAAGCAUCGGGUGAAGGUCGAGCUGAAGACUGGCGCCACCUAUGACGCCAAAAUCAAAGACGUGGAUGAGAAAGCAGAUAUUGCCCUCAUCAAGAUAGACGCUCCGAUGAAACUCCCAGUGCUGUUGUUGGGCAGAUCAGCUGAUCUGAGACCAGGCGAGUUUGUGGUUGCUAUUGGCAGUCCGUUCUCCCUUCAGAACACAGUGACCACAGGCAUCGUCAGCACCACCCAGAGAGGCGGCAAAGAGCUGGGUCUGCGUAACUCUGACAUGGACUACAUUCAGACAGAUGCCAUCAUCAAUUAUGGUAAUUCAGGAGGGCCCCUGGUGAACCUGGAUGGUGAAGUGAUAGGAAUCAACACGCUGAAGGUGACAGCAGGAAUAUCCUUCGCCAUUCCUUCUGACAAGAUCCGACAGUUCUUGGCUGAGUCUCAUGAUAGACAGGCUAAAGGAAAAACAGCCACAAAAAAGAAGUAUAUCGGUGUGAGAAUGAUGACAUUAACCCCAAUACUUGCUAAGGAGCUGAAGGAGAGACAGAAUGAUUUCCCAGAUGUCACCUCUGGAGCGUACGUCAUUGAAGUUAUCCCAAAAACACCAGCUGAAGUUGGCGGUCUGAAGGAGAGCGAUGUCAUAAUCAGCAUUAACGGGCAGAGGAUCACGUCAGCCAGUGACGUCAGCACGGCCAUCAAGAGAGACGCGAGUCUGAGAGCGGUGGUACGACGCGGCAAUGAAGACGUCAUCCUCACAAUCAUUCCAGAGGAGAUUGACCCUUGACCUCCCUCAUGCUCGCCCAUGAGCUGGUUCUCAGACUUUUACUGAGUGUGUGUCUGGAGCCACACUCUUUCUAGAAAUCAUAGUGAACACUUUCAAACCCAACCCAUCAUCCAAUCUUGUUCUCAGCUUAGACCAAGAAAUGUCUUUUCUCACUUUUUCCCAUAUAUGAAGUCAUUCUCUGUUUAUUCAUCAAUAUACCAUGAUAGAAUGAGCCUUUUGUAAAUAGAUUUGAGAAUUUAGUGCUGGGUAGUUCACUGACAAUCUGAAAUGUAUAUAAUUUCUCUGUUCCAAAACCUAGUAAGCUGCCAGAUUUUGUGCUGAGCAGGAUGAUUCCAUUCAAGAUGGCGGAUGAAUCAAGUAAAAGUCAAUUAUAAAUAAUCUUGUUUUAUUCAUUACUGAAAAGUAUCUGCUAAAAUAAUUCAGUGUAAUUAAAAAGAACUGUUUUACACAAUAUUUGCUUGUGGAAUGUAUUUUUAUGCUUACCCUAAUGGCACACGUACAUUAUGGCGACGUCUUUUUUAUGUGUGCAUUUUCAUCUGGUUUAAUCUGCAAUACGUAUCUAAAACGCUUCCUGUCAGAUGUUAAAGGGAUAGCUCACGCAAAAAUGAAAGAAAACGUCUUUAAAGUCAUCAUGAAAUGGAAGUUGUGACUAUUUUCUUCCAUAUUGUGACGUAUAUCCAAGUCAAAUGGCUUCUCGAACAAGAAAAAUGUAGGUUGUGUGUUGUUUCGUCCUUUGAGAAUCGAUAGCUUAGCAAUAUGAUAACAUUUGAAAUCAGUUGAGCUUCCCAUUUGUAUUGCGUGCAGAGUUGCUGCCUAUGUGUUCUGAUUCGGUCAUGUAUGAGGUUACAUGGCAGUUAUAAUACUACCUUAGAAGGCAGCUGCCUACAGUAUAUAGUAAGUUAUGCCUAUAUAGAAGAGGCAGCUCACUAGGUUUUGGGACAGACAUUGUAUUUCGUCCUUAUGUAUACAUCAGCAAGGCAUCAUGAAAUUUUGUUGUCUGUAUUCAGCUUUCUUUAUUUUUAUAUUUACACUAAAAUCUCAGACUUGACAAUAUUUGAAAAAGAAUUGUGGGCCGUUAAAGGAUGACUAUUAUCUUUGAAUACCUUCUCUUCUGUAAAUGUUUAUGUGUCUGUGUUUGUCAGACGGCAAUUUCAGAAACAAAAUUAAAGAAGGUUAAUGUUUUUAAA
Molecule: messenger RNA, 2779 nt
Organism: Megalobrama amblycephala (Wuchang bream)
Lineage: Eukaryota; Metazoa; Chordata; Actinopteri; Cypriniformes; Xenocyprididae
Gene: htra1b
Product: HtrA serine peptidase 1b
Exons: 9
Coding region: 159-1592 (477 amino acids)
Biological process (GO): programmed cell death; positive regulation of apoptotic process; proteolysis
Cellular component (GO): extracellular region
Molecular function (GO): protein binding; serine-type endopeptidase activity
Source: RefSeq, a predicted model, not a curated record